GCGGCUUAAAAAGUGGGCACCAACAGUAUGGCCUCACUCGCAGGCCUCAAUUUAAGGCAUCAGGCCGUCGUGCAUUUAUGAAUUGGUGUGUCCCAAAUGACACAGUCAAUAAUUCUUCACAUCUCUUGGUGCAAGCUUUCUUGCCUCGUCACACUUCCGUCAUUCAGUUUCUCGCGGACGGAGCUCAUCACCAGUUUCACGAUAUCCCUGGAGAGGUGUCAACUUAGCAGCAAGAAUGCCCCAGAAUACCCAAGACGACUCCUCAAAGGCGACUCCGAGCCGGUAUAGCCUGCCAGGCUGGUUCCUGGAGCGUAACGUCAAGACUGUUCUCGACCUCAACGCAACUGAGGCGCAGUUCCCCAUCUGUCAAUGCGAAAUUUGUGUCAAAUCCAAGGACAGUUACGACGACGAUGAAGAAGAGGAGGCUGUAGAAGAGGAAGAAUCAUCCAAGACCAAUCCCAACACAGACUCAACCAAACCGGAUGACCAAGGAUCCACGAACGAGUCCGCCACAGAUUCCCCCGACCCACACGCAACCGCUGAGAAGCAUGAGACCAGCCAAGAAGAUGCUAUUUCCUACGCCAAGUUCUCAGAGCUACGUGACGCGGUGGCGACGAACAUGCUCUGGCGGCGUAUGCGACCUCAGGACGGGACUGUUCUUUUCAAACGCUGCUCCGUGGCUCCCGUGACCCAUUGUGAUGCUUGCAUUAUGGAGCCAGUGUUGAUGAAUGACGUCGUCACCCAAGUUGCAAAGUCAUUGAGUAUGGGUUUGAUCAGCCUCAACUACGAAGACUUGGAGCGACUAGGUAACGAGUUCCACACCCAAGACAAGGAGCACUUGGUUGCCGAGAAGGAGUCUGAUAAGAAGUCGAAGGAGGCUGCAUCAACAACAGACACCGGCGCUGGUGACAGUAAAGAAUCCGAGGACAGUGGUGCGCAGAAAGACACCAAAAAUGAGGCCGCAGAAGAGCCCAAGGAGGAGGUCAAGAAUGAGACCACAGAAGAGUCCGAGGAGGAGACCAACCAGGAUUCUAAGGAGUCUCCGAAGAACGAAUCCAAGGAGGACUCCAAAGAGUGUCCCACGGAGGAGAAGAAGGAAGGGACCAAGGGAGAAUCCAAGGACGAGGCCAAAGAGGAGGGCAAGGUGGAGACCACCCCAAGCAUGACAGCACCAAAAGAGCCCAUCAAAGACGACUGGAAGCCGGACUGGUCGGAUGGAGCGACAUUCACGGAGCACUACUUCGCGGCACGUGGCAAGAAGUGGCAGGACGAAGAGAAAUUCUCAUAUUCGGCAUGGCGAGAGCGCGCGAAGCAAUCAUAUGCCGCGGUUCUUGGUGGCGUCUCAGCCAAGUCAUCCCAGGCAAGCAAGCUAAAGGAUGACCCGGCGGCCAAAGGAGACGUAGCUCCUGCUCAACGAGGCCUUCUAAUACACGUCGUCGACUGUGACUACAGCAACAAGGUCUUUGACUACCGGAAGAACAGGAGAGUGCUUGUCAGACUCGGCGAACUGGUGCAGGAGAGGCGAAAAAACGGGGAAGAUAUCACGCUCGUGAUCUCGACUAGAAAUCUCGACGUCGGGUUCAAGCGGUGCCGGAAGCUGUGUGUGUCCGACCUCUCGACAGUCACGCUCUCUGUUGUCAACCCUUCGAAAAAGGGUUCCGAGGCUCGUGCUCUCCGGCGAAAGGGCGAAGUCAAUACUGGGCGUCUCUCCCGGGUACUAGGGGCGCUCAUGGCCGAUGGUGAUAACGCCCGCCUUGAGGUUGAAUGGAUGAAAAAUUCAACAGAAGAUGAAUUCGCGCGAUAUGGGCAAGAUGUGUGGGCUUUCGAUGAUGUCCAUCGUGCCGCCGGACAAGUCCUCACCCGGGCUUGGAACAAGUCGCAUCCAGUCAUCACAUCGAAGCAUGUGGAUGUUGCGCUGAGAAAGCUUAGUCUGCUCAAGAGUAAAAAGGAUUCCUCCGACACAGCGAAGUCUGGAGAAAGUGAGACACAAAGUGAAGAGGUCGAAAAAGAUCCACUAGAAGGCCAAUUCCUGGAUGAUUAUGAGGAGAAGUUCCGAGACUGUGUCGUCAAACCAAAGGACCUCAGGGUCUCAUGGGACGAUGUCAUCCUCGACCAGGACACAAAGGAGGUGAUCCAGAACCUGGUACCUUCAUCCAAGAUCGAUGUAGAAGCCUCAUCCGAGUUCCUCCUCGCGCAGCUGCGCAUCAAGGGAUGCUUGCUUUACGGGCCCCCGGGAACAGGAAAGACACAUCUCUGCCGCGCCAUCGCCGCCUCCUCGGGAUCCCGCAUGCUAUCUAUUGACUAUGCAGCAACACAAUCAAUGUGGGUGGGCGAGACCGAAAAGUACAUUCGAGGCGCCUUCUCUCUUGCGAAAAGGCUGAGUCCCUGCGUCCUCUUCAUUGAUGAGGCCGACGCCCUUUUCUACCGCCGCGGCUCUGGCGACAAAAGCUGGGAGCGCGGUGCUACGACUCAGUUUCUGAACGAGAUGGAAGGCCUCUCUACCAGCCCAGAUUCGCCCUUGGUUGUCGUCGCAACCAACCGCCCAUGGGACCUAGACGAAGCCUUUCUCCGCCGCCUCCCGCAAAAGUUUUAUGUCGGCCUGCCCGAUCAGGACGCCCGCGCCGCCAUCCUGCGCAUCUUCCUUAAGGAUGACGACCUCGACCCAGCCGUUGAUAUCGAGGGCAUAGCGGCUGCGACCCAAAAGUUCUCGGGUUCGGACCUGCGAAGCCUCUGCGCUGAGGCCGCUCUCAUCUGGAAGAUGGAACAGGGCCGGAUCGACGCACUCUGUGGCGGCGUCUCCCCGGCCUUUCAAAAGGCACGCAAGAUGCCCAAGAGGCUGCGCCUGGACGUGGACCACUUCUCCGCCGCGUUCGAGAAGAUGAUGCCCAGCAACUCCAGGGAACAAUCCGAAGAGCUCGAGAAAUUUCACAGACGUUACAACCCUGUACAGAGCGAGCUGGGCCAGGGCAAUGGCGGGAAACGGUAUGUCUACAACAAAGAAACAAGGCGGAACGAGGCGUGCAGUGUGCGCGAAGUGAUCUCGCGGGUGGUGCCGCCUGUGGAGGAGACUACGCCCGCCAACAUGCAGCUUGUUGUCUGGCAAGAUCCGGACUCAUUGGUCUGCCCGCUGAGGGGGGCAAAUGGAGAGGCGAGCAAGCCGCCCUCAAUCACCAUUUGCGAGAAGUUCAAGGCACUCAUCGAAGCUACGUUUGGCGUUUCACCACCCACUGACCAGGGCAGCGAGACAUCGAUACCCAAAGCUCAGAGUGCCAUCGUCAAGGGGAGAGAGAUUGUCUCCAAAAUCAAUGCUGCCCAGAUGGCCGAAGGCAAGGCCACCAUCCCACCAGAGCCCGAGGUCCAGACGGAGAACAAGGUGGCUUCUUCUCUUUUCGUCCCGGAUUGUGGGGUUGAAAGCAGCGAGGUGGUAGAAAAAGGUGGUGCUGGUGAGCAACAGGAGGAAAGUGAGACCAACACCUCAGAUCCUAAGGUCCAGACAAACGCCCAAAUCAGUGACGCAGCCUCUUCGUCUUCAUUGGUUUCGCCCCCAGUCACACCACCCUCAGCCGCUACUUGUGAGGUUCGAGCUGGUGAGCACGCGAAGACGGAUGAGGCCUGCCAAUCAGUGACCAACCUCGAGGCGAGCGCCAAGACAGGGGACGCAGUCUCCACAUCGUCGGCCCCUUCUCGUGAGGAGGUGAAUACCAGCGAUCUGGUCACCCAACGCAGUGUUGACGAGCAGACGGUGAGCAAUGAGAGCAGCGAAGAGGAUGUUGGUACACAGAUUGUGGAGGGUGUGCAAUACUCAGACUUCGACAUCGAGAAGGCCCAUGCCACCCCCGAUCGCCAGGAGAUUAGUCUCGAGGAUACCCCGCCAUCAACACCUGGCAGGACAACAGCAACCGAGAGGACAACGACUGAGUCAGAAGGCCCGGAGCUGUUAGGAAUUGGGCCGGAAGUCACUGAACCGCAUAGCCUGAAAACGGGAGCUGACGUAGACUUGUUACCUUUACUGGUCACUCUGGCAUCGAUGUUUUGGUACCAAGCACCCGGAGGGUUCCCAAGGUCCUAAAGUGGAUGAUUUCUUGUUCCACAUAAGGUACUAGUUUUCAUAAUAAAUGAUAUAGCGCCAGGUAGAUAUAUCUAAUUCUAUUCUUUACUCUA
Diaporthe batatas is the source of this 4161-nucleotide messenger RNA. RefSeq lists its product as uncharacterized. NCBI's taxonomy places the organism in Eukaryota, Fungi, Ascomycota, Sordariomycetes, Diaporthales, Diaporthaceae. The record is from RefSeq and is a predicted model, not a curated record. Bases 236 to 4069 code for a protein of 1277 amino acids. Gene Ontology annotation, molecular function: ATP hydrolysis activity; ATP binding. Gene Ontology annotation, cellular component: mitochondrial outer membrane. The transcript has 2 exons.